Molecule: messenger RNA, 3291 nt
Organism: Cyanistes caeruleus (blue tit)
Lineage: Eukaryota; Metazoa; Chordata; Aves; Passeriformes; Paridae
Gene: ZDHHC21
Product: zDHHC palmitoyltransferase 21
Biological process (GO): peptidyl-L-cysteine S-palmitoylation; protein targeting to membrane
Cellular component (GO): endoplasmic reticulum; Golgi apparatus
Molecular function (GO): protein-cysteine S-palmitoyltransferase activity
Source: RefSeq, a predicted model, not a curated record
CUGCACCUCCUCUCCAGCACUGCUGCUGUCUGUGCAGGGAGCUGGCUAGGGAAACUCUGGGCAGACUUGGCGGGUAUCUGCCCGGCUGUGCAAUAAAGAAAUAGUGCAGUCGCUUUCAUGCAGCUCUAGGGUGCUGGAUGCCGUGUAGAGGAGGAGGAGGAGGAGGGUGUUUGCCGGUAUCGAGGUGGUAGUAGGAGAGACACGUGGUUUUGCUUGGCUGUGUGUUCCAGCAGCACGGAACAAGGAAAUGCGGUGGCCUUGGCCUCCCUUGGUUUCACACUUUGAUUUCCCAGCUCCAGUAGUUAGUCACAUGAAAUAGCAGGUUUUCGUUUACCUCAGAGUGAUGAUCCAAACAGUAAUGCUCUUAAAGUAACACACAUUAUCUGUCCACAAGUGGCUGUUUGGUCACCAGUAGGUGAAGAUAGUUUUCGAGAACUUCAUUGCGAUAAGGAGGGUAAGGUGUGCAUAUGUCAAUAUGGUGCCACAUCCCUCUCCAAGCACAAGUGACAUUUUUUAUAGAUGCAGUAGCUGUUUACAGGUAUGCUUUGCUAGAUCCUAUCAAUGAAAAGUAACUGGGUGGGAAUGUCUUGCCUGCCUCAACAAACCUGUCAACAGCCACCUAGCAACUGUGUUGUGCCAAAGCCUACUGCAACCAUCCAUUGUGUAAGCAGGAGAACUGCCAGGUGUGUGGCAUUUUGUCAUACCAAAAAUACGCUGUUGCUUAUGUUAACUUGAUAUUCUGAUGCCUGUUCUGUUUGGUUAAACAGAUGAGUUGCAAAAAGCUUAAUGACAGUUCUAUUCUGAUGCUUGGUAAUAUAAUGCUACUUCUUUAAAAUCUACUUUGUAAAAGAAGUUUAGUUGACUGGUUCAAGUCCACCUUGUUUUUUUCCUGUUGAAGUGUAUUUUUAGUUUUAGUAUCAGUAAUCUUUGGUAGUAAUUCUUAAGAUUUCAGGAAAGUCACUGGUGUAAAAAUGCAUCUGGAUCCAGAAAUUGCGGGGGCUGUUGAUUGUUGCUGCCUUGCCUUAGGUAUCACAAAUAUUAUGAGGAGUAUGGCUCUCUUUGUUUGUAUUUUGUAUUCCUUUUUCUGACUUGGUUAGGAUACAGCCUUUUUAGAAAGUGGUGGUUUUUUCCACUCUUAAGAUGUGUAUUAUAGAGUGUAUUAUUGUUCAAUUUGUGUGGAAUCUUAACAUUGGUGAACAUUGGUUUCAUGGUGAACAAUACAAUGAGUUACUUAUUUGUGUUGUUCUGCACUUACUUGUUCAAGGAUUUGUGAAAGAAGUUCUGAAAGUCAGAUUUCAGAAGUUACACUUUUCUUAAUGAGCAGGGCUAAAGUGAGGCACAGUUUCUAGUUGUGUAUCAAUGCAACACCCAUGAGUGUGCAAGAAACAGUAUGUCCCCAGAGCUGUCUGUUGUGCUUCUGAAGAAGAUACAGAAGACAGAUGAAAAAUCACCCUGUCUUGAGAGUGAGGCCAAUAUUUGCAUAGUUCUGGCUUAAUUUUGGAAUUUGCCAUCCAAGGAUUAUCUUCCCAGGGUGUGACGAUAUUUAUUACCUGUUUGCAUUCAAUGGGGCAACGAAUUCACUUUGUGGUUGACCCUCAGGGUUGGUGCUGCAUGAGCCUAAUUAUCUUCGUGUGGCUGUACAAUACAAUCUUCAUUCCAAAGGUCAUCCUUUUUCCUCAUUAUGAAGAGGGAAAUAUUUCAGUUGUGGCAGUUUUGUGUUAUUACUUCUGCUCAUUGUUUUGUAUAGCUUCAUUAUUUAGAGCCUCAGUCGCAGAUCCAGGAAAACUACCUGAAAAUCCAAAGAUACCAAUUACAGAACGAGAACAUUGGGAGUUAUGUAACAAAUGCAAUAUGAUGAGACCAAAGCGUUCACACCAUUGCAGUCGCUGUGGACAUUGUGUGAGGAGGAUGGAUCACCACUGUCCAUGGAUUAAUAAUUGUGUUGGUGAAGACAAUCACUGGCUGUUUUUACAGCUGUGUUUCUACACCCAGAUCCUUAGUUCCUAUACGCUGAUACUUGACUUCUGCCAUUACUACUACUUUUUGCCUCUGAAAAAAGAAAACUGGGAUGUGUUUGUAUUUAGACAUGAACUUGCUCUCCUAAGAAUAUCUGCCUUCAUGGGUCUAAUAAUACUAGGUGGAAUAAGUCGACUCUUUUACGUUCAGCUAAUGGGUAUUUUCACUGACACUACAAGUAUAGAAAAAAUGUCACACUGUUGCGAAGACAUAUCGAGGCCCCGAAAGCCAUGGCAGCAGACCUUCUCAGAAGUUUUUGGCACUCGUUGGAAGAUCCUGUGGUUUAUUCCUUUCAGGCAGAGGCGACCACUGCGAGUUCCCUACCACUUUGCCAAUCAUGUUUAAACAGAUGGAUGCUGGGCACAGAUGGGUCCUCCAUGCUGGAAGUGCAUUACAGGUUUUAUGAUAAUAGGACUAUGACAGUCUUUAAGUCAAUUAAAAUCCAGUUGUAGGUAUCACAGUGUGACCUGGGCAUUAUUUUAGUUAUGGUCUUGAUUCUAUUCUGAAAUUAGUACAAGUUAAACAACUAAACUUCAGGCUUAUUUACUUUAAAAUUAGCUUUCCAAAGAGAUUCCUUUUGUCCUUGAGAUUAAUACCAAAAGCAAACAACUGGAAUGUAGUCUUCAUCCAGUUUGAUACUGCCUCUUUUUUUUUGUUUACCUUUUUUUUCCUUUUUCUUUCUUUUUUAUUUUUGGUGUAGGAAGCACUGAAGUUUACAUUGAUGGUUAGAUUUCUCACUAAGUGUCUUUUUCUGCCUUGAAUUUUAAUUUUUUUUCAAGAUUCUUAUCAAUAGGUCUAGCUAGAUAAUAAUAAUAAUAAUGUCUGUUUUUUCCUGCAACAUAUGUUUAAAAUUCCAUGAUUCUGCCAGUAAUAUAUGAUACAUAGAAGUAAUCCUGCAGCACUGCACUAUUAAAGAUUACAUUUAAAGCUGAAGCAGAGUACUUCCUAAACCUUUCUCGGAGAGGUUUUGUAAAGGCACACAAAUGUGUGUUUACAUAGAGAACAAUUUAUGGUUUACGGUUACUUUCUGGCCUAGAUAUGUAAUGAGAAGUGUUCAUGUCUUUAUGUCAGUGAGAGGGACGAAAUAUUUCAGGGUAAACUAUGCAGAUACAAAGCAUGUUUUCCCUAAAUACCAAGGAUUUGAAUCAGCAAUAAUCAACAAAGAAGUUGCUUGGUGCAAAUACUAGAAUGAUUACUUUUAAAAAUGACAGAGGUAGUUAGUUAUCAUAAUGUACCAUAAAGAAGAGUAUAUUGUCAAUAAAGUUAAAAAUUUUA